Molecule: messenger RNA, 1179 nt
Organism: Adineta steineri
Lineage: Eukaryota; Metazoa; Rotifera; Eurotatoria; Adinetida; Adinetidae
Source: the annotation of a GenBank genome assembly
AUGAUUUCACCAACAAAUUCUUCAAUAAGUGACUUAGUCAAUCCAUCAAUUCGACAUUCAAUGACUAAUUUGGAAUUUUUUUUCAAACAUAUUUAUUUAUUAUUACUUGUAAUUGUUGGUUGUAUUGGAAAUAUAUUUGUUAUUAUUAUUUUUGGUCAAAAAGCAGUCCGUACAACGGUACGAUGUGCUGGUUCAAGCAUGUCAGUUUAUCCAUUUUUAUUUUAUAUGGCUAUAUCAGAUACAAUGUAUUUAAUAAUAUUAUUUUGUUUAUGGUUAUCAAAUUAUAUAAAUGUUUUACAUCGUCCUGGUAUUUGUCAACUUACAUUAUAUUUAACAUAUGUAUGCAAUUUUAUAAAUGCUUAUUAUACAAUAGCAUUUACUGCUCAACGUUUAUUUGCUGUUAUUAAUCCAUUUCGAGUAUCACAUUUUCUUUCAUGGUAUCGUUCACGAUGUAUAGCAUUAUCAAUAAUAAUAUUUGCUUGUUUAUUAUAUUCAUAUUUACCAAUAUUAAUUGGAAUUGUCGAUGGAAAAUGUUAUUCUCGUCCACAAUUUCGCUGGAUUAAUAAAUAUAUGGAUAUAAUUGAUAGUAUCAUUGUUUUUUUAAUACCAUAUAUUGUUAUAAUAACAAUGAAUACAAUAAUUCUUAUAUCAUUACGUCGUAUGAAACAAAAUCGUCAUGAAUUAUUAUUUCAAAAUCAUUCACAACUAAAUUCAAUACGUGAAAUGACACGUCGUAAUGCAUCUCGUAAAAUGACAAAACUUUUAUUAACUGUUUCGACAUCAUAUUUAAUUAUAUGUGCACCUUAUGCAUGUAUACACACAUGGCGUUUAAUAAAUGAUCAUGGAGAAGAAAGCAAAAGUCCUCAAUUAAUAAAAAAAUUAGAAUAUUAUUCACAUUUUAUAUAUCAUUUAUCAUUUGCAAUGAAUUUUUAUAUUUAUAUUGUAUUUGGUUCAAAAUUUCGUCGAGAAUUAAAACGUGUACUGACAAAAUCGAAACAAAAUAUAUAUCGUUAUUUUCAUGAACGAAAAGAUUUUGACAAUGAUAAUCAAUUAGAAUUAGAAUUAACAGAAAAAAAUUCUACGAUGACAAUUGAAUAUACAUUUAAUACAAAUAUAAACAAUAUUAAUAAUAAACAUAACAUAUUAAGAAACUAUUUUUGUUGUCAUUUUAAUAUGUAG